AUGCAACCAAACUGCAGUCAUCUCCACAAUAUCCAAGGGAGCGGCGAUGACUCUUCAUCUCCUCAGAGCACCCACACAGCGAGGUUGUCAGGAGAGAGCUCGUGCCAUCAUAGUGGAGACGUUCGCAUACAGCUGAACUCUGCUGUGGGAGAAGCCAGAGAAAAUGAGAAUUCCCAGCAUUCAAGGCCAGGUUCCCAUAGUCGCACCCAUAGACAUGCCCACGGCGAAGCAGGGGGACUCGAUGAUUCCACUCCAGACUCAGAGGAACACAGCAGCAGCUCCCUCUCAGAGCUCAGAUACCUGCUCCAGUGGCUGCACAGAAGUCUGCCGUAUAUCUUGAUUCUGUGUGUCAAAUUGGUCAUGCAGCAUAUAAUUGGCAUUUCUCUUGGAAUUGGGCUGCUAACAACUUAUGUGUAUGCAAACAAAAGCAUAGUAAAUCAGGUUUUUCUAAGAGAACGGUGCUCCAAGUUGCAAUGUGCUUGGUUACUAGUAUACUUAACUGGAUCAUCCCUCCUCUUGUAUCACACGUUUCAUUCUCAGUCACUGUAUUACAGCUUAAUCUUCUUAAACCCUACUGUGGAUUUUAUGAACUUCUGGGAGGUACUCUGGAUUGUGGGAGUCACAGACUUUAUUCUGAAAUUCCUCUUCAUGGGCUUCAAGUGCAUUAUUCUCUUGGUGCCUUCUUUUAUGAUGUCCUUUAAAUCCAAGGGCUACUGGUACAUGCUGUUAGAAGAACUCUGCCAGUAUUACCGUAUGUUUGUCCCCAUACCAGUUUGGUUCCGUUAUCUUAUUGGCUAUGGGGAGCUGGACAGUGUACUAGGAUGGACCCUUGGGAUAUUGCUGGGCCUUCUCUACCUCAUCCUGAAACUUUUGAGCUUUUUUGGACAAUUGAGAAACUUCAGGCAGGUCUUACGGAUAUUUUUUACACGACCACACUAUGGGGUGACAGCUAGCAAGAGACAGUGUUCUGAAUCGGAUGACAUUUGUUCAAUCUGCCAAGCUGAAUUUCAGAAGCCUAUUCUGCUUAUCUGUCAGCACACAUUUUGUGAAGAAUGCAUCUCUUUAUGGUUUAAUAGAGAAAAAACGUGUCCACUCUGCAGAACUGUUAUUGCAGACCAUGUUAACAAGUGGAAGGAUGGAGCCACAUCUAUGCAUCUACAGAUUUUCUAA
Molecule: messenger RNA, 1170 nt
Organism: Nestor notabilis (Kea)
Lineage: Eukaryota; Metazoa; Chordata; Aves; Psittaciformes; Psittacidae
Gene: RNFT1
Product: ring finger protein, transmembrane 1
Exons: 8
Coding region: 1-1170 (389 amino acids)
Biological process (GO): positive regulation of ERAD pathway
Cellular component (GO): endoplasmic reticulum
Molecular function (GO): ubiquitin protein ligase activity
Source: RefSeq, a predicted model, not a curated record